GGACCGGAAAUGCGUCACCCGAUGGGCGGGGAGUCUGCUGGCAGCCACGAAUAGGAGCGUCGUAUUGCGCUCGUCCCGCCCUAAAGGAGACCUGAGUCCGCCUUCCGGCCUAGCCGCCUGCACAGUCUGGGCAGCGUUGGGUGCUGUGCUCCUGUACACAUGCAGGGCAGUGCCAGAAGAACAGGCGCCAUGACCGACGUCCACCGGCGCUUCCUGCAGCUGCUGAUGACUCACGGGGUGCUGGAAGAAUGGGACGUCAAGCGCCUGCAGAACCACUGCUAUAAGGUUCAUGACUGCAAUGCUCCAGUAGACAAGUUGGAGGACUUCAUCAACAACAUUAACAGUGUCUUGGAGUCCUUGUAUAUUGAGAUAAAGAAGGGAGUCACAGAAGAUGACGGGAGACCCAUUUAUGCGCUGGUGAAUCUUGCUACCACUUCAGUUUCCAAAAUGGCCACAGAUUUUGCAGAGAAUGAACUGGAUCUCUUCAGAAAGGCUCUGGAACUGAUUAUUGACUCAGAAACUGGCUUUGCAUCUUCCACAAACAUUUUGAACCUGGUUGAUCAACUGAAAGGCAAGAAGAUGAAGAAGAAGGAAGCUGAGCAAGUGCUGCAGAAGUUUGUGCAAAGCAAGUGGCUGAUAGAGAAAGAAGGGGAGUUCACUCUGCACGGCCGGGCCAUCCUGGAGAUGGAGCAGUACAUCCGGGAGACGCACCCCGAUGCUGUGAAGGUCUGCAACAUCUGCCACGGCCUCCUCAUCCAGGGUCAGAGCUGUGAAACCUGUGGCAUCAGAAUGCACUUACCCUGCGUGGCCAAGUACUUCCAGUCAAACGCUGAACCGCACUGCCCACACUGUAAUGACUAUUGGCCCCAUGAGAUUCCAGGUGUCAUCACUCCUGGCCAGGACCCAAAGUCCGGACUCCUGUGCACUAUCCAGGACCACCCCUGCCCACCUUCUCUUCCACGCCCUCUCUUCCAUCAGUGCCCACCUGGGGAGUGACUCCGUUUUCCUGGUCUCUAGCCUUCCCCUCUCCAGCAGAGUGGAUGGAAUUGUCGUUUCUCCACCUAGGUCCCAUGCCCUGCGCUCCCUGGGUCUUCUGUCUCCUCCCCUGGCCAGGCCUUCUUAUCUCGUGGCCGCAGUGCUUUGGACCCAGCACUCAUGCCAGUUCCAGAUUCCUGUUUGCACACACUUCUGUUUCACUGUCAACAAUCGAAACAUUGCGUCCCCACCUGUCCUUCCCUGUUGCCCCAUUCUGUGGCCUUUGAGGCACUCAUCACUAUGUGACUCUUGAGCUCUCUGGUUGCUGCCCUGCAGUGGGCAUAAGUACCACUAUGAGGGAGGAACCUCAGCUGUUUCAGCACUGUUACCAAUCUCCGGCACGGGGCUGUGGCAUGGAGCAGCCCCCCCAGGCAGCCCCCGCCCCCCCAGGAUGGGUAUCAGGGGGGGCCUUCGUGCUGAAUGGCUGGUUGAUGCCUGGGUUCUGAGUAGAUGUUGGAGUCCACAGCCCUACACCUGGGUUCCCGGCAGCACUGGUGUCUGGUUUACAGGACUAGAUCUCUUCUCCCAGCUGCCUGUCUGCCAAGGGGCAUGUGCUCAAGGCAGCCAGGCCUCCAUAUCAUGCAUGUGACGGUGGCCUCUUGUGCCUCACUUUAGAUCAGUCACAGGCCAGCCUGUUCCCUGGCCAUAGUGGCUGUCAGCUGCAGAUGAUGGCACUGUAAUGGCCCAGCCAUUGGCAGAAGCUAGAGCCACACAGUUGUCCUUGCUGUUGGGGAAGAGGGUGAGUUACUAGUGCAGGCCCUGGGAUCUGGUUGGGAACAACUGCAGUUCCACGAGCAUCACUAUCGGCUUUCUAGUCGCCCACUGAUGGCCUGGGAGCCGGGCCUGGCCAAUCAGACAGCCAUUCCAGUGUACCUCAAAGAUUACCCUUGCCUGAGGGCUGGCCACCAGGACUUUCCCAGGUUUUCUUGAUUUUGAUUUAGCAGUGCCAGCUGCAAAGCCUGGGGCUCCUGAUGCUAGAAGGAUCCAUGUGGGUUUGCACCUGCAGGGACAUAUUCUCCCCGGGGGAGAAGGCCUGGCUUUGAGGGGAAAAGAGGGACACCAAGUAGAGAACAGCAGCAGAGGCCCCUGCUGUGUGCACCAUGUCUGUUGUUUCUGCUUCAACCACUUGGGUUUGUCACAACAAAAUGUGUCCCAGCCCACCUGGCACCCAGGGCCUGCGAAAGCCAGACUGCACCUCAGCUGCACCUUCUGCCUCCUCCUCACCUCCGGGCUCCAGCUGGCCCAGCUUACCACGUGUCCCUCGGCCUUCAGGCCCACCUCCCUGGCUUCCUGGUGAUUCCAGGUCCGGCUCUGGCCUCUGCUUUCCCAACCUGGCAUCCCUCUGUGUGACUGCCACCUGGCUUUCCCUCUUAUGGCACCUCCCACACAGGUCUUGUCCCUGUGAGUCUCCCUCCCAAGGCUGUGUGCUCCCUGUUGCUGCAGUGUGGCAUCCUGUGCCUCCCUUCCAGGUGUCAUCUCUCUGCCUGCCCUGCCACAGGGAGUGGGGAAUUUGGUUGAACAAAUGAUGUGUAAAAUACAAUUAUAUAAAUUUUUGUGUAUGUACUUACAUUAUUGAAAAAAAUUACAGAACAAGAAAUAUUAAAGAAAAUUAAAUAACCACA
This is a messenger RNA of Cavia porcellus (domestic guinea pig), 2657 nucleotides long. RefSeq names its product NSE1 homolog, SMC5-SMC6 complex component (gene Nsmce1). Gene Ontology annotation, biological process: double-strand break repair via homologous recombination. Gene Ontology annotation, molecular function: ubiquitin-protein transferase activity. Lineage: Eukaryota; Metazoa; Chordata; Mammalia; Rodentia; Caviidae. The record is from RefSeq and is a predicted model, not a curated record. Bases 160 to 996 code for a protein of 278 amino acids. Gene Ontology annotation, cellular component: Smc5-Smc6 complex; nucleus. The transcript has 8 exons.